Eruca vesicaria subsp. sativa (arugula) is the source of this 1312-nucleotide messenger RNA. The record is from the annotation of a GenBank genome assembly. Lineage: Eukaryota; Viridiplantae; Streptophyta; Magnoliopsida; Brassicales; Brassicaceae.
CCUAAACUCAAAAUCUUCUUCAAUCCACGACGAAUCUCGCGAUCGACUGAUUCAUCUUCCUCCUCCUUGGUAUCAAUUCUCGAAAAGGGUGAUCUGUUAUAGUAGUGGAAGGAGGAAGAAAUGGAGGAUUUUGUGGACCAUUACGUAGUUCUAGGGUUAACCUCUGGAGAGGAAGCUCUGAACCUUACCGAGAAGGAGAUUUCAAAAGCAUACAGGUUGAAAGCUUUGGUCAUGCAUCCGGAUAAACGCCCUGACGAUCCCGAUGCUCAUGAGAAUUUUCAGAGGCUCAAGACAUCUUACGAGGUUCUCAAAGACGAGAAAGCUCGGAAGCUCUUUGAUGAUCUUCUUAGAAUCCAGCGUGAGAAACAGCACAAGAAAACGCAAGUGGAUUCCAAGAGGCGUAAGAUGAUGUCUGAUCUUGAGGAGAGGGAGCGUUCUGGUUUCGCUCCUAGUCAUGCUGCUAGUAGACCUUAUGAUGAAGAGGAGAGAAUCGCGAGGAAGCUUAAGGAAGAGGUGGAUAGGAUACGUGCUAAACAUGCGAAAAAGAGAGGCGGGUUUGAGACGCCAGAGAGUGGUAGUGGUGGAGAUGAGAAGAGGAAAGAAGAUAGAAGUGGAACUAAUGUUCAGCUCGAUAAAGAGAGAAUGUUGAAGGUUUCUUGGGAAACAAUUGGUGAAGGGUAUAGCGCAGGAAGGCUCAGAGAAGUGUUUUCAGAGUUUGGUGAGGUUGAAGAUAUUGUAAUUAGAAGUACCAAGAAGAAAUGCUCUGCUCUUAUAGUAAUGGCUACAAAAGAUGGAGCUGUAGCAGCGACGAGAACAUUGUGUGGUGAUCUCUCUAAUCCAUUACUAGUUGUACCUCUUCAGAGAGCAGCACAAACCGAUUUUCAGACUGCUAAGAGAUCUGCAGAAGUAGAACCGCAGAGUAACAUAGUUGGUGCUGGUUACCAAGCUUAUGAAGACCAGGUCAUGGAAAGAUUGAAAAAGGCUGCUAUGAACCAGAAAUGAUAAAGGAGUAAAAAGCCAGAUGAUGUCAAGAAUCAAAGCGCUUCUUCAAGACCAAAGUGGACGGUCCUAUUCAUAUCACAGACUCGUCAUAUCAGUUAUUUCUAGAAUUCUACAAACUGUUUCCUGAAUAGAAGUCCUACCAAUGUUUCCUAUAUGGAAUCUUAUGAUGUAGAGUUCCUGUGUUUGUCUUCCAUAAAAUUGUCUUGUCUUUUUAUUUGCUCUUUUUUUUUCUCAAAACAAAAGAUGAUUGGCACUUUUGAUCAAAAAAAAAAAGGAGAUGAUUGGCACUCUUGAUAUUUUGCAGAAAAAU